GGAUUGGGUUGGCGGCGCAGGCGCACGGGCGUCCUGGAGGAUCGGGGCGCCUGCGCAGUUGUUCUUCCUUAGGCGGCAGCCAUGGCUGGACAGGAGGACCCGGUGCAGCGGGAAAUUCACCAGGACUGGGCGAAUCGGGAGUACAUUGAGCUCAUCACCAGCAGCAUCAAAAAAAUCGCGGACUUUCUCAACUCGUUCGAUAUGUCUUGUCGUUCAAGACUCGCAACACUGAAUGAGAAAUUGACAGCCCUUGAACGGAGAAUAGAGUACAUUGAAGCACGGGUGACAAAAGGUGAGACCCUCACCUAGAGCUGUGCCAGGCUGCUGCUGGGAAGUUGCUUUACAGAACACAGGCCUCCGUGGGAAAGGUCCCAGCAGCCGUCCACUCCUUCCUCUCUCCUUAAAGAACAACAGGGCUUAUUCUUGUUUUUCUUCCUUCAAUAAUGUGGCCUUUGGGCUCUGCCAUGUACAUCUGACAGUGUGAUAUGGCAUGUGGGGCGAAGUCCAGGGGAACUCUUGAAAACAUCAGGCAUUUUACCUUUCAGUAACAUUUUGCAGAACUACUGGUCAAUGUAUUUGAGGCUCUCAGCGCCAAAAGUCUGGGACUUUGUGAAGGUCCACCCACCUCUCACUUUCUUUCUCUCCGACUCUCUUUACAGUUUCCAUUGCCUCUGCAUUGAUUCUGUAAACAGUCUUUGUCUCCUCCCCACCUUUGUUUGGGGGUGGUGGACAGUCCUGGCUGAGACAGUCAUGCCCUGGCAAGGUGGCUGCCAGAGAAUGUUGUUGUUAACCCCACUUUAUUGUCCUUCUAGGGAGGUCAAGGCCAGGCCCUGACUUGGCUUGAAGGGACAUUUCAGUUUUCUUUCUGUCAUUUGGGCUGCCUGCCUCUGAUAUUUCACUAAUAAACUCCUCAACUUUAUCUGACUGCUGUGAUUGUGGUGGGGAGAGGAGCUAGAGAUGGAACUCAUAUUCCACAGAAAUCUGAUGUGUGGGAUUAUUAUUCCAACAACACUUUCAGGGGAAGCUGCUUGAUCAAAGCCUAGGUAACUUACCAGCCAGAGCCCCCAUAUUUGGACUUUGAGCUGACAAUUCAUCCUGGGAAUCAUUUGGUCAUUCAGCAGACAUUUGCCAAGUGCUUACUUUGUGGGUACAUUAUGUAUGCUCCAAUAAAAGAUACAAUGUUGAA
Phyllostomus discolor (pale spear-nosed bat) is the source of this 1186-nucleotide messenger RNA. RefSeq names its product BRICK1 subunit of SCAR/WAVE actin nucleating complex (gene BRK1). NCBI's taxonomy places the organism in Eukaryota, Metazoa, Chordata, Mammalia, Chiroptera, Phyllostomidae. Bases 82 to 309 code for a protein of 75 amino acids. Gene Ontology annotation, cellular component: SCAR complex. The record is from RefSeq and is a predicted model, not a curated record. Gene Ontology annotation, biological process: actin filament organization; regulation of actin polymerization or depolymerization; cell motility. Gene Ontology annotation, molecular function: protein-containing complex binding. The transcript has 3 exons.